Molecule: messenger RNA, 1064 nt
Organism: Brassica napus (rape)
Lineage: Eukaryota; Viridiplantae; Streptophyta; Magnoliopsida; Brassicales; Brassicaceae
Exons: 5
Coding region: 334-768 (144 amino acids)
Source: RefSeq, a predicted model, not a curated record
GACCACCCGCAUCGGGGGUUUAUGAGGGAGUCAUGGGCUCGGUAUCAUAGGGCUUUUCGAUUAAAAAAAAUAAAUAAAUGGGUUUCAACCCGUGAACCGGGUCUUCCAAGUGAGCCCGUAUGAUACGGGGUCAUGCCACGCGGCGCAGAGGGAGUGGCUACGCGAUCUCGCGUGUUGAGUGAGAAAAAAAGGGUAUCGCGUGAAAGAUCCCAUUUUCUCUUCUCUCUUCGAAAUCUAGGGUUUCUCUGUCUCUGAGGCGAUUUCGUGUCGGAGUCCAGAGCCGGAGCUUUUCUCGAUCAAUUCGUCGUCGGAGUCACUCGUAAACGCUCUCAGAUGGAUCCCGAAGCAGAGAUAAGAGACACAAAGAGAAGAAAGGAGCACAUCGAUAUGCUUUCAAUCGUGUGUGAUUCAGAACACGGGAUUCCGACGAGGUGUCCCUGCGGUGGGAGUAUAAUUCACGAGGUUCGUGGGAAGGAGGAAUACGACACUCUCCCCGGCAAGCGUUUCUUCACCUGCAUAAACUACGAGGCUGAUGGUUUUCAUUAUCGUCAGCCUUGGGUCAUUGGUGUGCAGGAGCAUAUCGAACGGCUCACAAGUCGUGUGGAGGAGGUGGAGGCGGUGAUCAAGUGGCUGCCGGAAGUGAAUAAUAAGAUCAAGAGUCUGGAGGCAGAGGUAAAAGCCCUCACUGUGGAGGUUGAUAGGCUCACUGGGAAGGUUUAUAACCUGACCGUGCAAGUGGAUCACUUGGAGAAAUGCUGCUUCGACUGAAAACACAAAGGUCACGGGUUCAAAGAGGAGGAUGCGUGGAUGGUUGCAGGUCUCUGUUUCUUUAUGUAUCAAAUCAAGUCACGGGUGGUAAUGUAGUAGUAGGUGGUUGUAGUGGUAGGGUAUGUAAGAUGGAAUCACGGGAGAGUGUAGUUUUUUUCAACUUUCUACACUCGUUUUAUGUAUCAAAUCAUGGGCAUGUCCCCACGGCUUUACUUUUGUACUCACGGGUGUAUGUACCCACAUGCUACUUGCUUCAAUGUUUUUCUAUAUAAAUGACUAUGUGUUUCAUUCAUGCA